AUGGAUACAAUGCAACCAAGCACACUUGCCCCAACAAUCACAAAACAUCUUCUCAACUUUCCAUUCAACUUCACUGAUGGAAACGAUGAAAAGUUGAGAACAUUCCUCUUGCAUCAUGAAUUCACUGACUCUUGUCAUCAACCGACUAACAACAAUUUUGAUCAUCUCGUACGUCUACAACUUUUUUAUAACUUCUUCACUUAUUAUAAUGAAAAUGAUAUUAUCUUUAGAAGACAAAAUGUCAUGUACAAUAAUUUUACAAACGUUGACAAUAUAUACAACGAAAUUGCAGAUGGAUUAAAUAUUUAUAGCGAAACUAACCCAAAAUACACUAAUGUAUUUCAUUUUCAACACAAACACUUGAACGAUGACUCAUUCAACUACACUCUGCUGAACUCAGAGGAACAAACACAUGCAGACCCAAGGCAGGCGCACAACAGCAAUGACAUCUCACAUGCCAGUUACGACGAACCAACUGCAUCGUACAUCAACACUUUCAUCCUCACCUACAUCCCUUUAAUCAUCUACAUCGUCGGAGUCCUGGGGAACUCUUUGUCCCUAUCGGUCCUGGUUCGUAAGAGGAUGAGGAGAGUUUCCACGUACACGUAUUUGUCCGUGUUGUCCGUGGUGGAUACGUUGGUGCUGACGAUGGGACUGUUGCAGUUGUGGAUCGGUGAGAGAUCGAAUUUAGGCUGGCUGAGGGACCAGUCGAAUGUGGCCUGUAAGACUUUGAAUGUCUUCUCUUACUCGAUGAGUGACCUGUCAGUCUGGCUGAUCAUUGCCGUCACUGUGGAACGAUUCAUCGCUGUUUGUCAUCCACUGAGGGCUGCUUCCAUGUGUCGCAGGAGAACUGCUCUCAAGGUGAUGCUGGCGCUGACUUCGCUGAUGCUGCUUUUGAAUUCUCACUUCAUCUUGACGACCAAAGUGUCCGUGGAGGAGUUUUCAACGUACGAAAUAACCGAGGAAGGCACGAACCUCUGCUCUUCCGUGAAGAAAAGUCGCUGCAUGGCUGCGGGAGGGCACGAGGACUUCAUACAAAAGUACUGGCCGUGGGUGGACGCGAUUUUUUAUUCCUUCCUUCCAUUCGUGAUGAUCAUCAGCCUCAACUGCAUGAUCAUCAGACGUGUGAUGGUUGCCAGGAGGAGGAGGUGGAAGAUGAUCAGCCAGUCAAGUGUCUCCGUCAAUCGCUCUGAUGCCACGUCUGCUCAUCUCCACCAACAUCAGCUCAAUGAAAAACUUGAACAAUUUCAUAAAAGUUUGAUAUCAGUUUCAUAUAUAGUAUCUAAAGGUACGGGAGGAGUUGGUGUGAUGGUAAGAGAAGAGUUGGGGGAGAAAGUGUUUGAAGUGAGGCGGAAAAGCAAUGGUGUAAUUGUGGUGGUGAUGGUGUUUGGAAAAAUAAUAGUGAGGGUAAUAUAUCAGGAUAUGCUCCGCAACAAAGCGGGGUUGGAUGAGUUUGUGGUGUUGUUGGGUGAUUUGAAUGGUCAUGUGGGGGCGGAUGCAGACGGAUAUGAAAGUGUACAUAGGGGAUGGGGCUUUGGUAUACGAAAUGAGGAAGGGCGUAGAGUGUUGGAGUUGGCGGAUGCAAUAGCAUGGUUAGGGGAGCAUAGGUCAAUGAUAGAUUAUAUAUUGGUAAGGGCGAAGCAUAGGAAGUAUGUAAGGAAUGUGAAGGCGAUACCUGUGAUGAUCAAAAACAAUCUGGAGGAUGAACAAACUUUAAGACAUAAACAAAACUCCUAUGCUAUUUCCAAACAUUUUAAACUGAAACGACAAGAACAAACUAUUUGCACAACACCACCUGACAAUUUGUUAAGAAGAAUACUGAGACAAUCAAAGAAUCAUCGCAACAACCCGACAAAACCAGGCGAAGUGGCAGUUUCAACCGUUGAAACGUCAUUAAGCCCAAGCACGAACAACCAUCAAUCUGCAGAUCACUCAACAGUACGUGGUCUCCACAGUUCGCAGCAUCGCCACCAAGCCAAACUAACCCACCAAUCAGCAAGCAGAUUGUCAUCAGUUGAGCAGGCAUCUAGGAUGGAACAGAACGAAACAAACCGCAUGCUUAGUAUCAUGUUGCUCACAAUCUCCUUCGCAUUCAUCCUCAUGACUCUGCCCAGGAACAUCUACUUCCUCUUCGUCUACUGGUCCAAUUACAGCAAACAUUCGGAGCUGUUGUCCUCACCUGGCAGCGCAGAUGAAGAUGCACUUGGAAAGAAUAUUAGUAGCAGUGAGGGUGGUGCUGGAAUCUACAAUGAUGACCAAUCACAUACGCAUGCAAACCUCCUGCUAGCUUCGACCCUCACAGAAAUGCUGAUGUUCCUCAACCACUCCUCCAACUUUUUCCUCUACUGUGCCACCGGUCAAAAGUUUCGAAUGGAGCUGAAGAAGAUGUUGCUAUCAUGGAGAUCAUGCUUGUUAUCGGCACUCUGUCACCUGCUCUGCUGUUUUCCAAGCUCUCAUACAACUGCUUGUAAGAAGAGGAGAAACAUGACUGCAUGUUGCAGGUGUUGUGUGGAGCGUGGAAAAAGAUUUUCAACUUGUAAUAACUUUCAAACUAACAACAGAAACAGUUUACAUUCUAACAAAAAGCAAAAAUUAAAAAUGCUUCAAAUGAAUUUUCAUUCUUGCCACCCGUACUGUGAUGGUGUGAGGAACGAAGAUAGAGAUUGCAAAGACUACCUCCAUCGCGGUAGCAUUCACAUUGACCUUGGCAGCAACAAAUACAAAAAGUCACUUUGCAACAACACGGUCGUCAUCAAUUUGAUAUCUAAUAAGUAACAGUUAUCGUUAGUUGUUACUUAUUUACUGGAAAUCACCUAUUCACAAUUGAAAAACUUUUCUGGAAUAAAUAUGUGAACCAUUUUUACUUUUGCGGAAAAGUAUACAUAACGAUGGAAUACGACAACAUUAUUAGUUUACAAAGUUUGGUUUCGCAAUGAAAAGGAAAUGGUCUGAAAAUACACACAGAAUGAAAAUAUUUUUAUAAUUUUAAAUACAUUGAUUGAGAAAAAAAUCAAUCUAGUUAAGUUGAAAAAAACAUAGAGAUAAGAAGCAAAAGAGUCAAAGUACACAGCGUAGCAAGGUCAAAAGUACAAUAAUGAAGUAAUAUGGCUAAAUUAGUGAGAGGUUUUCAGUGGUGUUGAAAUUUACAAAAUUACAACGCUAUGAAAUUGUUUUUUUGAAUUGUUGAAUUUGUUGAAAAUAUUUUUGAACAGUAUAAUAGCUUCCAGUUUGUAAUCGUACACUAAUCAAAAUUUGAGUUUUAUGUAUGUGUUGUAUAUGUUAUUUCAUCCAACGUGAAAGUUUCCGUUAGUCGUGUCAUGUUCAUCAUUGUUGUUCAACUGCUUGCUAUAACUGAAAGCUUGGUUGUUCAAUCGGAAACAAAUAUUAGUCGCUAGUUUAUAAUUCAUAUAUAUAUAUACAUGUGUAAUGACUGUACUUUUAAGAAUGCACUCAAUUGAAAUGGAAAAAAUAUUACAUUCACUUUUAAAUAAAGUUUGAUCUUGAUGAAACCAUAGAAUACGAUAUAGAGUUUUAUACCAUAAAAUUAAUU
Helobdella robusta is the source of this 3550-nucleotide messenger RNA. RefSeq lists its product as hypothetical. Gene Ontology annotation, biological process: G protein-coupled receptor signaling pathway. The transcript has 8 exons. Lineage: Eukaryota; Metazoa; Annelida; Clitellata; Rhynchobdellida; Glossiphoniidae. Gene Ontology annotation, molecular function: G protein-coupled receptor activity. The record is from RefSeq and is a predicted model, not a curated record. The coding region runs from base 1 to 2775 and encodes 924 amino acids. Gene Ontology annotation, cellular component: membrane.